Molecule: messenger RNA, 1331 nt
Organism: Ipomoea nil (Japanese morning glory)
Lineage: Eukaryota; Viridiplantae; Streptophyta; Magnoliopsida; Solanales; Convolvulaceae
Exons: 3
Coding region: 110-1075 (321 amino acids)
Molecular function (GO): protein binding
Source: RefSeq, a predicted model, not a curated record
CUAUAAAAACCUCAUUCUCCCUUGAAAUCAGACCAAAACAUUCAUCAACCUGUUUCUCGUACAGAAAAUAAAGAAAAUACGGAGUAUAUUUUAAGGUUACUAAAAAAAAAUGCUUCUUAGAAGCUCUUCAACCCCAAUACAACUGAAGUGCCAUUCGCCAUGGCUGUCAACCCAGAACUCAUCUCCAGACCUGGAUUUCUCUCUUCACACGCGUAAGCUUUCAAGAUCCUCAUCGGCAUCCUCGUUUUCGCCGUCGUCAUGGGGCGGUGGUUCUCAGCAGAAAAUGCCCAGAGCUCUCUCAGAAACAGAUCUCAUCAGCAUGAGAUCGCCUCCACCGCCGCCGUCAAAAAAGUGCAUGUGCAUGUGCAUGCAUGGCUUGCUUUCUGCAAUUCCGGUUGACGAGGAAGAAGAAGAGGAGGAGGAGAGGGUGAUGAGGCAGAAGAAUCGGGUUUUGGUGCUUUCCAACUCCGGGUUGAGAGCAGAGGAGGUGCAGGAGUGCGAGGCUAGUCAUGAAGAGGAGGCGGCGCAGAGGAGGAGUGUGGCGGCGGAGACGAUGGCCGGAGGCGAUGGGGGCGGCGAUGGAAGGAGGAUAUGCGGCGGCGGGAGUGGAGGCGGUGACGGAGAUAAUGGAGAUGGGAAUGGGUCUGAGCAUUGGGAUCCUAAUCAAGGAAGUGAGAGCACUGAUCUCUAUUACCAGAAGAUGAUCGAAGCCAAUCCUGGGAAUUCUUUGCUCCUGGGCAAUUAUGCAAGAUUCUUGAAAGAGGUUAAAUGCGACUUUGUGAAGGCGGAAGAGUAUUGUGGUAGAUCAAUCUUGGCAAAUCCAAGCGACGGGGAUAUACUGGCACUAUAUGCUGAUUUGUUAUGGCAAUCACACAAAGACCCAAUUCGAGCAGAGACUUAUUUUGAUCAAGCUAUCAAAGCUGCUCCUGAUGAUUGCUAUGUUUUGGCAUCAUAUGCACGCUUUUUGUGGGAUGCGGAAGAUGAUGAAGAAAAGGAAGAAGAGGAAUGCAAGAAUGUAAAUGAAGAGAGACAAGACAUGAACAAUAUUAAUAGAUCAAAACCUAGUUUUGUUUGAGGGAAAGCAGCAGCUUAAUAUAUAAGGUUGAAUUAUAUUGAAACAUCUAGACGUAUAUAUAUAUAGUAAAAAUAAUGUGUGUGUGUAUAUAUAUAUAUAAAAUAUAAAGUAUAUUUUUGAUAGUGAAAAUUAGGCUAAGAUAGAUGCAAGUCUUUGUUUAUAUACUAUAUAUAUAAAAAGAGAGUCGAUCAAGUGAGUAUUUUAGUACUAUUCGAAUACAAUUAAGGCACUAUGAAUACAAGUGAGUAGAAUGAGA